UAAAUCUAAAAUAUCUUAAACUGUGUCUGAAGAUAAACGGAGGUCUUACGGUUUGAAACGACAUGAGGGUGAGUUAUUAAUGACAUAAUUUUGAUUGUUGGGUGAACCAACUCUUGAAAUUGUUUUUAAUUAUGUACUUUAAUAUGGAAUUUGGUCACAUUGCAGUUUUGCUGUUAUUUAACAAUAUAAUCUUGACUUCAUGCUGUAUGUUGAAUAAAAUAUGUAUAUUUAACAGCUAUAACUCACUAAAGGAAACAUUUGUCAAUAUAUUACACAACUAAUUACACAGAAAAAGUAAGUUAUUUGGACUCUUGAAUGUUAUUGUAGAUUUAAAACAUUCUCUAGCUUUGAUAGCAAAUACAUUAGAAGUUAUUUGUCACUGCAAUACAGCAAUCGCUCACUGAGUGGAGCAAUAUACACAAACAUAACACAUGCAGGCAACCACCAGCACUACUCUUCAGCACAACAGUAACCACAGAAGCAUAACUGAACUCUAAACACUAAACUAUAUGAUGCAUGACAUUAUUCCACUUCAUAGGCCUAUAGCCUUCAGACUUCUAAUGAACAGAAGAAGUGAAUGGUCUGUUCUAAUGAGGGACAUCCCAUAUGCACACAUAUUUUACAGAAAUGUGACAUAGUUUACCUUCAAAGGCUUAUAGAGAAGUGUAAUCUAGUCAGUGGGGAAAUAAUAUCCAUUUCUUGCAAUAAAGCACCUAAGGGCACCACCUCUUGUUCUCUAGUGCUCCAACAACACACCUGUCUGUAAUUAUCAAGUGCUCCUGAAGAUCUUUAUUUGUUGCUUCAGAUGUUUAUCUAGUUUCUGAGGGUCAUAUAUGUGAUGUGAUUUAACCACAUUUAGCGAGAAGGCGUUAGCUCCCUUUCAUAAGUGCCCAGAAAGAAAUACCAUUAUUUUACUACUUGGGUUUCAUUUUUGAGCAUUUUGAGUUUGGAUUCACACUUUGUUUGUGUGUGCUGGUACUGUAGGAGUUUAAAUAAUUUUUUUUUUAUUUUUUACCAAUGUUGCUAACAUGAAUUAGCGUGUUGCUAGCAUGUUUUAUCAUGUUGCUAGCCGCAUAUUGUUAGCUCACUGCUAACAUGAAUUAGCAUUUUGAAAUUUGUAACAUGAUCUAAGAGACUGCUAGCAUUGUUUAACGUUACUUUUGAUUCAGCCCAUUGCUAACAUGUUUUAUCAUGUUGCUAGCCGCAUAUUGUUAGCUCACUGCUAACACGAAUUAGCAUUUUGAAAUUUGUAACAUGAUCUAAGAGACUGCUAGCAUUGUUUAACGUUACUUUUGAUUCAGCCCAUUGCUAACAUGUUUUAUCAUGCUGCUAACAUUAUUUAUCUAUCAUGCUGCUGGCAAUUUAACAUGUUUCUAGCAUAAGAAAACAUCAUUUACCAUGUUGUUCCAUUAUAUACACAUUGUAAGUAUGAAUUUUCAUGUUACUUACCUUAUUUAACAUUAACGGCUAACAUUACUUAGUACAUUGUUGGCCUGUUUUAACAUGCUACUAGUGUGUGUUACUGUACACCCCCCCAUGAAUGCCCUACUUUCCUAGUUUUGGUCAUUUGGUUUACCAAAACAUUGAAUUGAUGAGAAAAAGAAAAUACAGCAAUCAGAGUCAGACCGGUUUGAAGGUCUGAGCCAGGUUUGGUGCUUCGCUUGAAACUGACUAGAUUUAGUCUCAGAAGAAGAAAUAGUCGAUCAGUAAUAAAUCCUCUAAUGGGAUCAAGUCAAUCCAACAAUUUUAAGGUCAAUAUGUAAAUUGGAUUCUGACUUGUGUAUGAAUGGUACAUUAUCCUGGAUUUCGUGAUCUGAAAUAAACCAUAUUGGGUUGGGAGGAAAAUACAUGGUUGUCAGUGUGUACUGUGGUUGUUUAUGUGCAUGGAAAACUCUGUGCAGCUACAUCUGAAUUUACAGGCAGUGUAUUAUCUCAUGCAAAACCACAACUGACAAUGGCGUUACAUAAACAACGUGUUUUCACAGCCCAAGACAGAAAAGUAGCAGGUAGAAGCGAUUACGAAGGAAAUGGCAAGCAGUUUAUAUAGCAGGAAACGAAUAGUGGUUUAAGUCUUCACUUCAUGCAAGGAACCUGACAAGACAUGAAAAACAUAAUUUUCUUCUGUGUACUUUGGUUUGGAAACGUCCAAAUUCCUUCAAGUGGUGCAUCUAUAUCAAUUCAAGGGUCUUCUGAUCUGCUGAGAGUGCAGAAGGGAGAAAGCAUCAUUCUGAAAUGCAACAUGAGAAGCCGAUAUGAGAUCGCCUGGUAUCACCUCAGAGCCAACCGAUUCAAUCUACUGAUUUCUGCACAGACUGACAUAACGGGGAGAAAAUUUCUGACCACUUACAAUCAAAUCCAAACUCGUCUGAAAAUUGCUGCAGACCCAUGGAUCACCAGAGCCACGCUAGAGAUUUCUGGAGUAACCGAGUCAGAUUCAGGUCUUUAUUUCUGUGGAACAAGGUCUAACACUACCGAGAUGCACUUCGAUCGACCCAUCAGACUAGAGAUCGAGGGUCAACAAGCCGAGGAUUUGAGUACCGAACGGCCAAAAGAAGUUGACGACACAGAGGUGACGCUGACGGAGCGUGUGCUGAUGUUUGGUGGUGUCGGGCUGGCUGCGUUUGUGUUUUUUCUGGUAACAGUCAUUGCAGGAGGACUCCUUCACUAUCAUGGUUGGCAGAAAGGAUGGAGCGCAGCCAAACAUGCUGGUCCUGCUGAUCAAAAAUUACCUUAAUGACACAUUUAUGUGCUUUAUUUUAAAGACACAAUAAAUCUCUGGACCCCGUAUUCACAAAACAUUUUAUCUUACCACUAAGAGUUCUCCUAAAUAGCAGUAAAAGUUUUUAGAUAAGUGUCACUAAUUAAACAAGUAGGCUAUAUAUUCAGCUAAUUGUCAGCCUCUUAUAUGUAUGCUUCUCAUAAACAAUUAGUCAAUAUGCAUUAGGGCUGCCCUCGAUACAAGGUUUUUCUGGCCUCAUUGUUUUUCUAUUUAAAUUGGUUCAUUUUGAAAAAGCUUUCCAUAUAUAUUUUUAUUAAUGUCUGUAAUAAAGCAAGCAUCCACACAGUUUUGUAGUGAUGCACUCAAGUUCACAGAGUCGGAGACUGCAGAAAGCGCUUCAUGUUUGCUUUAUUUUACAAAAGCACAAAAUUUUGUUAGUGCACACAAAUAAAUUUAGAGUCUUUACAGUUAGAAAAAUGUUAUUACUCUUAUCUGUAUGACCAAAAAUGUAUAUUUUUGUAAAUGUAUUUUAACACUUUAUGUGGAAUUUUAUUUUCCUAAGCGCCUAAUACCAAAACAAUUCGAAAACAAGUUUCUAAAAAUGUUUCUAUUCCGAGGUAGACUGCUGGGAAAAGCCAUUUUAGGGUAUUUCAGAUUUGGUCUUAGUGAUUUAGGAGUCCUCUACACUACUCCUAACAUUUCACAGGUUUAGGAGCUAUUUUUAAGCUUUGUGAAAUACUCCUAGAGAAAAAUUUAGGAGUCCUAAAAUCAGUAAGUUAAGAGCUACUUUUAGCCUUAAGAUGUUUUGUGAAUACAAGCCCUGGCUCAAAUGUCUUUUCCUGCUGGCCAGAUCUUUUCAUUUUAGAAAAGUUGAGACACUGAGCACCAGUAAAAAAUUUUAUCUUAAUAAUUAUUUCUGUCUCUUUAACCUAUCUUUGUCUUCAAAUGUGAUCUUAUUUAGAGAUUUUAAUAUUUGUAUUGAUAAUGCAGAUAGUAUAUCUGCAAGGGAUUUUUAUUGUGACUAAACAGCAUUGAUUUAAAAAAAAUGUAUGCAUUUUCCUACCCAUUAAAAUAUGCUGCAUGAAUCUUGUGUGUUGUUCAGGUGUAAUUCCUUAUAAUUGCAUUAUUUCCGAUGUGUCUUUGUCAGAUCAUAUGCUGCUGUCCUUGAAUGCUCAGUUACCUGUAUUCAAACUCAAUCUAUGUCCUUCCAUUAUAUUUUGGAAAAUAAAGAACAUUGAUGUCUCAGUUUUUGCUGAAGGACUUGCAACUCUUUCUCGCAUUGGCCAUUUUUCAACUGCAGAUUAACUGUUUUUGCAUUGGAUUCACAUUUACAAUUUGUCAUUUAGCAGAAAGACAGUUGUGGUUUUGUAGGCGAACAUCAAUGCCUUGAAUUGUAUGCGAGUAGCUAUUGGUUGCCAGUGCAAGUUGGUAAACAGAGGUGUGACGUGUAUUCUUUUUGGCUCUUUGAAAAUGGAUCUUGCUGCCGUGUUCUGGAUGAAUUGUAAAUGUUUGAUAGAAUGGAUGUUUUUCCAUUAUCCAUUCAUUUCAAUUUGGAAAAGUCCUUCAAGCUGUUGUCACAGUUUGUGAAGUUCUAUCAGGUCCAUCCAAGCCAUUGUGGGUCUCAGGGUUUCUAGAUCUUUUAGGCUUGGAGUUCUGGAUCUCGUACAUCUGGAAAUCUCUCGAUUUAUGGUCUGGAUCAUUACUCUGUUCUUGAAAAAGUCCCUUCUCUUGUGGAAGACCCAUGGCUCCAUUGGUUUUGCCGGCCUUCUUGUUCUUCAGAUGACUGCAUCAUCUUUCUCUAGGAGAAUACACAUUUCAAACAAACAUCUCGAUGCUAUAUGUUAUACCUAAAAUGAGAUAAAAAAAGAAGAUACCUCCCCCUUCACCCACAAAAAUCUUUUUACAUCCAAAACAUCACAGCUAUAGACAUUUUAUGAAAGAAUGCAGUUAAAUUAUUUAUCAUAAAUUGUAUUUAAAAAACAAUGCCAUUAACACAAUUGUUAUGAAUUGUACAGAAUCAUCCCCUUUUUAAUUGAUUUGAUUUGUCUAGAAUAUAAUACAAUCAUAAAACAAUUCCUCCAAUCCCCUCAGCAUCUGUUUGAGAUUGUGGUUCAGUCAUGUUGUUUAUGCGGUGC
Molecule: messenger RNA, 4854 nt
Organism: Carassius auratus (goldfish)
Lineage: Eukaryota; Metazoa; Chordata; Actinopteri; Cypriniformes; Cyprinidae
Exons: 4
Coding region: 2102-2734 (210 amino acids)
Biological process (GO): response to bacterium
Source: RefSeq, a predicted model, not a curated record